Messenger RNA from Gekko japonicus, 1059 nucleotides. Its product is annotated as guanylate-binding protein 6-like. Gene Ontology annotation, molecular function: GTP binding; GTPase activity. The transcript has 9 exons. The record is from RefSeq and is a predicted model, not a curated record. NCBI's taxonomy places the organism in Eukaryota, Metazoa, Chordata, Lepidosauria, Squamata, Gekkonidae. Bases 1 to 1059 code for a protein of 352 amino acids.
AUGUCAGCCUCCAGGGUGAUGGAAUCGAUCUGCCUUGUGGAGCCAUCCCCUGAUUCUCGCAGCCUGCGGGUGAACACAGCAGCCUUGUCCUUCCUGAAGUCUGUGACUGGCCGCCUCUGGGUGGUGGCCAUCUUUGGGCCCAAGGGGACUGGGAAAUCCUUCCUCCUGGACCAGCUGGUGGGGCAAGAUGGAGGCUCCCCACGUUCUGCAGGAAUAUGGCUGCGUUGUUCACCCCACCCAACAAGACCGGAUGAAAACCUGGUGUUCCUGGAUACGGAAGGUCUUCCUGAAAAAAUGGAGAAGCAUCCUCCCUGCAGAUAUGUGAAGAUGCUCCCAGACAAAGUACGAGUCCUGGAGGAUUGUCCUAUGGUGAACAGGUUCCUGCUUAGUAGCAUGCUGCCUGACUUUGUGUGGUGCCUUCGUGAUGUGGCCUCUGAGGAAAGGGUGCUACAAGAUGUGGAUCUUAACUUGGAUCUCAUCGUCUCCCCUCCGGCAGUUUCAGCCUCAGAGAACACAACCAUCAGCUGUAUCCAGACCCUCUUCCCCUCCCAGAAAGUGUUUUGUUUCUGCUCCCCACAUGCGGAUGGAAAGGACGGGGAGGUUGUCUCUUCAGACAUUCUGCACCCCAUGUUCCAGGCUCGGCUUUGUUCGUUUAAAGAUUACAUCCUGAACCAGAGGCCCAAGAACUCACCUGGAAGUAGAUUUUCGAAUGGGAAGGAUUGGUCUGCCGUGCUGGAACGAUUUGCAGAUGUGUUGUCUUUGAACGAACCAAUCAUUGUGAAUGAGAGUUUUGAUCCCCAAGCAUUCUAUCUGGAAGCUCCCUGGGCAGCUCCAAAGAGGAAGAAGAGGAGAAGAAGAAGAAGAGAAGAAGAGAUUGGAUUUAGAGAAAAUUACGAGAAUUCCAAUGAGCCCAUGAUUGAUCCUGAGAUGAAUUUUCCCCGGACAACCCCGAAGAGGAAAAAGAUUCCUAGGGCCCCCCAGGUGCCAGUGCAAGAACCCAGGAACACUGGUUUUGUUUCUACAGGUUCCUCCACCAUCUUCCUCCUGGACUGCUCCUAG